Molecule: messenger RNA, 2484 nt
Organism: Fusarium pseudograminearum CS3096
Lineage: Eukaryota; Fungi; Ascomycota; Sordariomycetes; Hypocreales; Nectriaceae
Gene: FSR1
Product: FSR1
Exons: 3
Coding region: 1-2484 (827 amino acids)
Molecular function (GO): protein binding
Source: RefSeq, a predicted model, not a curated record
AUGGGCCCAAAUGCUGGCAACGGCGUGGGCGGAAUGGAAAUGGGGCCUAUGAUGCAGGGCAACGGCUCCAACCUGCCCCAGGCCACCGAAUAUACCCUCCAGGGCGUCAUGCGCUUCCUGCAGACAGAAUGGCACCGACAUGAGCGCGAUAGGAACACGUGGGAGAUUGAGAAGCAGGAGAUGAAGGGCCGCAUUGCCAACCUCGAGGGUCAGGCGCGGAGGGCUGAUGCCACACAGCGCGUGCUUAGGAAGUACGUUACCAUGCUGGAGCGCAAGGUUAAGGAGCAGACGGCUCAGCUCCAGGGGCAGGAGGCUGUCGAUGCGGAAACGGCUGCUAAAAACGACCGCGCUGCAAAGAUCCAGGAGAAGUUAAGAUCUACUUUGGAGGAUAUGCCCGUUCCCGGUGUCGAUGGUGUUAACUACGAGAAGCUCGAUCGAGGUGACGAGGAGGCUCAGCGACAGGAUCUCAAGACCUUCCUCGACCAGUGCCAAUCCGAAUUUAUGUACCUUAUGAUUACCCCCGCAAACCCGCAACCGCCUCGAGAGUCUCCCCCGCUACCGAUUAUGGAGGAUCUGCGAGAGGUUGAGGCAUUUGGCAUGCCCGCGCCCCAACCUAUGGAGCGGCAGUUUCAGCUACCCACGCGAAGUGCUCAAAACCAUGUCCAGGAGAUGAACUCUAGAAUGCCCCAGCAGAACCACGUACCUCAUCAACAGAACCAGCAACAGCACUUUACUCAAAAGCAGCAAGAACUACAGCCUCAACCCAUGGUUCGUUCUUCGGCCGAACACCCCCCUGUUAUGUACCAGAACAACAACGACUGGCCCGCCCCUGUAUCUGUAACCUCUCGACCGGUUGAAGAACAAGUUACUCCGGCAAACCAUGCAGCAGAAGUUUUAGGUGGAAUGGAGGAUUCUGCCGAGCUUAGAGAGAAGCACUCUGUGCCACCAGAGACAGACGGGUGGGACUUCCCGGAGGGUACAUUCCCCGAACCUGGGAACUCUCAAUCUAACCAGUCUCAACCAAACAGGCCCGAUACCGAUGCCUUCCCUGCUGCCGAUAACCUGCCUAAAUCCCCGACCCGACGAGAUAGCUCUCACCGAAGGAAAGGGUCCAUGUCUCGACGACGGAGUGCCGACCAUGAACUAGCUUUGGCUGCGCAAAAGGCUGAGAGUGGUAACUUCAAGCUCAGAUUCGGAUUACGGGGCCAUCUUGAUACUGUUCGGACAAUUAUAUUCUCUGGGGGCGGUAGUCCAGGAGAGCCAGAAAUCUGUACUGGUGGAGACGAUGGUAUGAUCAAGCGUUUCCACAUUCCUAGGUUAGACGGCCAUGCUGGAAGUCUUGCGCACACAGCUUCGGAUCUUGAUGUCACAGCCAACUUUACGCAUCGCGGUCACUCAGGAGGCAUUCUCUGCUUGACAUCGUGGUCUCCUUCGCCAAACUUCUCGACUGGAGGUCGCGCAACUGGCGACGGCUGGAUAUUCUCUGGCGGCCAAGAUGCGACUAUUAGAGUUUGGGAACGCGGAAGGGUUGAUCCCAAGGCGACUCUCGAAGGCCAUACAGAUGCUGUGUGGGCAAUUUGUGUCCUCCCAGCAACUCUUGGUCAAAUAUUUGGAAGCUCAAGUCCUUAUGGCAACACUGAUCGCAUCUUGGUUGUGUCUGGUGCUGCAGACGGCAGUGUUCGUUUGUGGUCAGUCAGCGCACCUCCUCAGCUGAGCUCACCACAGCCUGGAACAAACCGAGCCAUGACUGGCCGUGGAGGUAGAGUCCGUGGCAACUCGAUGAGCUCUGGAAGCGCGUUCCCCAACACUCCUCAGGCUACUAUUGCAUCAAACUCGCCCUUCAACCACACCCUUGUCCACAACAUUGCGAGGUCAGACGGCUCCACGGCCAGCCCAACAUGUAUUACACCUCUGGGCACUACCGGUGAAUCCUUUGUUGUCUCGUACUCUGAUGCCGCUAUUAUCGUCUAUGAUACACGAACUGGUGAACAAAUCGGCACAAUGGAUAGCUCGGAGACAUAUGACCAGACGAUCAAGACCAGUGUCAACGCUGUUGUGGCGACGACACUCGGUCUUGACCAGACCAACCAGAACCAUAGCGGCGAGGAAGAUGCUGCUUCAGGAGCGACUGGCGGUGGAAGGUCAAUGGCUGGUUCAGGCGUAGAGGGUACUAUCAUUUCUGGCCACGAAGAUCGCUUCAUCCGGUUCUUCGAUGCCAACAGCGGUCAAUGUACAUACAAUAUGAUUGCCCACCCCGAUGCCAUCGCCAGCUUAUCUCUUAGCCCCGACGGACGUGAACUCGUCAGUGCCGGCCACGAUGCCUCGCUCCGCUUCUGGAGUCUCGAGAAGAGAACGUGCACACAAGAAGUGACAAGUCACCGAGUGAUGCGCGGCGAGGGCAUCUGCGCCUGUGUAUGGAGUCAGGACGGAAAAUGGGUUGUCAGCGCUGGCGGCGACGGCGUGGUCAAGGUAUUUGCACGAUAA